Molecule: messenger RNA, 736 nt
Organism: Scatophagus argus
Lineage: Eukaryota; Metazoa; Chordata; Actinopteri; Scatophagidae
Product: histone H3-like
Exons: 2
Coding region: 59-715 (218 amino acids)
Cellular component (GO): nucleosome
Molecular function (GO): DNA binding; structural constituent of chromatin; protein heterodimerization activity
Source: RefSeq, a predicted model, not a curated record
CGCCUCCUCUCUUGUCUUUACUAUAUUUUCUCGUGUUCAGAGAAACGAAGAGGUAAUAAUGGCAAGAACCAAGCAGACUGCUCGUAAGUCUACCGGUGGCAAAGCCCCGAGGAAGCAGCUGGCCACCAAGGCUGCCCGUAAGAGCGCCCCGGCCACCGGCGGUGUGAAGAAGCCUCACCGUUACAGGCCCGGUACCGUGGCUCUGAGGGAGAUCCGUCGCUACCAGAAGUCUACGGAGCUGCUGAUCCGCAAGCUGCCCUUCCAGCGCCUGGUCAGAGAGAUCGCUCAGGAUUUCAAGACCGACUUGCGCUUCCAGAGCUCCGCUGUUAUGGCUCUGCAGGAGGCCAGCGAGGCUUACCUGGUCGGUCUGUUUGAGGACACCAACCUGUGCCGUAUAGUAAGAAUGAGUGGAAGAGGCAAAGGAGGAAAAGGACUCGGAAAAGGAGGCGCUAAGCGUCACCGUAAAGUCCUCCGUGAUAACAUCCAGGGAAUCACCAAGCCCGCUAUCCGCCGUCUGGCCCGCCGUGGUGGAGUAAAGCGUAUCUCUGGUCUGAUCUACGAGGAGACCCGCGGUGUGCUGAAGGUUUUCCUGGAGAACGUGAUCCGUGAUGCCGUCACUUACACUGAGCACGCCAAGAGAAAGACCGUGACUGCCAUGGAUGUGGUGUAUGCUCUGAAGAGGCAGGGCCGCACUCUGUACGGCUUCGGCGGCUAAACAUACCAACAACUUCUCAUC